Molecule: messenger RNA, 1532 nt
Organism: Drosophila grimshawi
Lineage: Eukaryota; Metazoa; Arthropoda; Insecta; Diptera; Drosophilidae
Product: pancreatic triacylglycerol lipase
Exons: 6
Coding region: 116-1273 (385 amino acids)
Biological process (GO): lipid metabolic process
Molecular function (GO): lipase activity
Source: RefSeq, a predicted model, not a curated record
ACAUAUAUUCAUAUACGAAAAAUAUAUAUCUAUAUGCUGAUGAGCAUGUCCCAAGUUCAUUGAACGGCUCAAUAUCGACGAUAUUAAGUAUAUAGCUUACUAACAUUUUUUUGCUAUGGUUUUGUCAGCUGCGUCCACAUUAUGCAAUGUUUUUACAUUUAUAUUGGCUGGAUCGCCAAUCUUCUACAGUGCUGCACCGCGGGGCAGCUGCAGCAGCUGCUGUGCGAUACGUGAAAGCGAGGACAUUAAGUUUCUGCUAUACACGAGGAAAAACCGCAACGCGGCCCAGCUGCUGCAGUUGAGUGACGAUGCUCGACUGGCGCGAAGCAAUUUCAAUUUCAAUUACCCGUUGGCCAUCUAUCUGCACGGCUUCUCCGAGUCGGCCAGCGGCGACCAGCAGAGCAGCCAGCAAAUGAAGGAUGCAUUUUUGCAUCGCGGCAACUAUAACGUGAUACUGGUGGAUUGGAGCGCGAUGGUCUCUGUGCCCUGGUACUCCAAUGCCGUGGAAAAUCUGCCUGUGGCUGCGAGAUAUUUGGCCCGAUUCCUGCGGUAUUUGGUGAGCAAGGGGUAUGCGGUGAAGCACAUACAUCUGAUUGGAUUCAGCUUGGGCGCCGAGGUGGCCGGCUUUGCGGGCAAGCAGCUGCAGGAGUGGGGUAUUAAGCUGACAAGGAUAACGGCUUUGGAUCCGGCCUUGCCGCUCUUUGAGGGUAACAGCUCCAAUCGUCGACUGGGUCCCACAGAUGCCCGCUUUGUGGAUGUGAUCCACACAGAUGGCGGAAUUCUGGGCAAUCCGACAGCGAUGGGACAUGCAGACUUCUAUCCGAAUGGCGGACGACCCUUGCAGCCGGGCUGUGCACGACAGGAAAUAGCCAAUAAUCGGUGGCUGGGCAUCAUUAUUGGCUGCAGUCAUCAGCGCGCAUGGGAGUACUUUGUGGAGAGCAUCCGGCAACCGUUGGCCUUUGCCGCCGAACGUUGCGAACCCUCGCAAAACUUUGGUAUCUGUCGCAAUGGCAACAAAGGCGUUGCUCACAUGGGCUAUGCCGCGGAUCCAAGACUGCGCGGCAAGUUCUAUCUGGAGACGAAUGAUGCGAAGCCAUUUGGACGACAUAUUCAAUCCUCAUCCGGCUCAAUAAUACCUCAGUUGCCCAUCUCCUAUAAAAUGCCAAAGAAUGCCACCAGGGAAUCGGCGCAACUGAGGCUCAAGGAGCGGCAGGAGCUGGGAGACGAUAACAACACGCUAAGCAACAAAAUCGACAACAUUGCAUUGGCGUGACAAAAUGUUGAAUGUGUCCCCGAUUCCUCACUCGCUUUUCUUUUCUUCCUUACCCGAGAUUGAGGGAGAGCGAGAUUGAGAUUUAUGUGAGCUGCGUGAUUUUGACGCAAUGCAGGGAUGUUUCGUCCUCAUCCUUUGUAGUAGUAGCAGUAGUUGUAGCUGUAAGUUGUCUUGUGAUCUGUCUAUUAAGUAUUGUUAGCACGUAAGCUGUUUUAUCUAUCUUAAAAAGAAAAUACAACCAUCUAAGUUGGAAUGAAAA